Molecule: messenger RNA, 10088 nt
Organism: Rhopilema esculentum
Lineage: Eukaryota; Metazoa; Cnidaria; Scyphozoa; Rhizostomeae; Rhizostomatidae
Source: RefSeq, a predicted model, not a curated record
GGGACUUUUUAAUCCCGCAAAAAGCCAGUCAACGCAGCGAAUUUUAAAGCCAACAAUUAAACCAUCAUCGAGAGAAUUGAAAAAAGUACUUUUACAUUUGUUGGGGCAAAGUGCGACCUUGCUUUCAAGUGUGACAUUCUAAUACCACCCGCAGGGCGGCAUUGGAGGAGAUUUGAAUCUGGUAGUGGUUGCAAGUUAUUCGCACGUGACGGCUGGAAGUCUCCAGUUAGCUGUCGAGAUGCUGCGGAUAAGUUUCCUUACGCUGUUAUUUGCGAGUCUGGUCUGUGGUGAAUGUCCUUCAGAUUGGUUUAUAAAUGGUCAAUAUUGUUAUCACUUCCAUGAUAUUACAUACUCAACUAGUGGCAUGAGCUGGAAUGACUCAAGGCUUGCAUGUCAGAGGUAUGGGGGUGACUUGGUAGUUAUCAAGGAUGCUGCAGAACAACAACUUAUUGCAAGAAGGAUGACCCUAGCUCAAAGGCGGCAGCAUUACUGGAUUGGACUGACAGAUGCUGCCCAAGAAGGAACAUUUGUGUGGAUUGAUGGGACGUCCUUAGCUGCAACUGGGAGUCACUGGAGGACUACUUCUGGAGAGCCAAACAACUGGGGUGGAAAUGAAGAUUGUGCUGAGCUAAAUAAUGAUGGCCUGUGGAAUGAUAACUCUUGUAGCAGAGAAUUUGCCUUCAUUUGUAAAAAAGACAAAGAUACCCCUAUUCCUCCAGCACCAACACUGCCUCCUCGUCCUUCUUCAAUGGAGAAAUGCAAGUUAACAGCUCUUGGUACAACGUAUAGAGGUACCAUGUCCACCACAAUAUCUGGUUACAUUUGCCAGAGGUGGGAUUCUCAGACGCCGCAUAAGCACGAUGAGAAUAAACCAGAGGAUGUUCCUAGUCUGGUUAAUAACUAUUGCAGAAAUCCGGACCAGGAGCCGCGUGGGCCCUGGUGUUAUACAACGAAUCCACAAAAAAGAUGGGAUUAUUGUGAUAUCAAGAUGUGCAACAGUGGGCCAAUCACAUGCGAAGCUGGGUGGCACGGAUUAAAUAACAGCUGCUAUCUGUUCCAAAAGGAAGGGAAAACAUGGGCAGAAGGGCGAGCAGAAUGUCAAUUACGAGGGGGAGACCUGGCCAUCGUCGACAGCCAAAGCGAGCACAACUUUCUCACCAAUUUCAUCCAAAGAGAUAACAUGGGCUACUGGAUUGGUCUUACAGACAAAAACACAGAAGGCAAUUUCUUUUGGGUCGAUGGCAGUCGGUUAAAUAACUCAGUCGCAUUUUGGGGCACAAAUGAGCCAAGCAAUGCUUUUGGCGGGGAAGAUUGUGUUGAAAUGUGGACGUGGUGGGACACGGGACGCUGGAAUGACAAUAAAUGUGCAAUAAACCGCCAUUUUAUUUGCGAAAAAGUUUCAGGCAAAUCGAUGUGUCCGGAAGACUGGGCUACCUACAAUGGAAUGUGUUACCAAAUAAACGCACAUCCCGAGCAAAAGAAGACUUGGCUCGAAGCAAAUGCAGCUUGUCAGGCAUUCGAAGGAGCAAAUUUAGUGAGCAUCCACGAUUCCGUGACUACGCGUCUCUUGACACAAGAAUUCCAUUCUGUUUUUACCCGUACUGGCUUCUUCUGGCAUGGGUUGAAUGAUAUCAACAGUGAGGGACAAUUUGAGUGGACGGACAAGACCAAGUUCGUCUACUCCAAUUGGGGCAGGAACGAGCAGAGGAAAAAUACUGUUGAUCUUGAUUGUGUCAAAAGUGAGCUUAGAACUGUUAAUGGGUUGUGGUCUUUGGCAAAUUGCAAUUCGACAUCCGAAAGAAAUUAUUAUGUUUGUGCAAGAAAGAGAGAAUAUGGCAGAUGCCACAGUCCCCUUGGUAUGGAAGACUUCAACAUAGCAGACGACCAAAUUACGGCUUCUUCCCAGAUGUCGCAAACCACUCCGGCAUCAUCUGGGCGAAGGAAUGCGGUAAAGGGAUUUGGACUCGAUGGUGCUUGGUGUGCAGGCACCAAUGAUAAGAGCCAAUGGCUUCGAGUCGAUCUUGGAGAGUAUUACACUGUGUCAUAUAUUGGCAUACAAGGCCAUCCUUCAACAAGUGCAUACGUUAAAACAUUCUUUAUCCAGUACAGCCCUGACGGUUUUCGAUGGAGUGUGUAUGGUUAUAACCCACCCAUGCAGCCUUACAAGGUGCUGCCAGGGAAUACUUUAAAUGACAGAUCUUACGGUGCCACUGCACAACUGAUGCCACCAAUUAAGGCCAGGCUUGUUGAAAUCCACCCGGUUGAAUGGUCAAGAUCAAUUUGCAUGAGAGUAGAGUUCUACGGAUGCCCUGCAGCUACUGAAUCUUCAAAGUGUGGCAGAGGCUGGUUGAACAACACAGCACUUAAUGCUUGCUACAAAAUUGGAACGACUCCCCUUUCAUGGGAAGCUGCGCGAGCCAAUUGUCUGCUAGAAAAUGGAGAUCUGUUGAGUAUCACGUCAUUUGAAGAAAGGUCUUUCAUACGAGAUCAGAUAUACCCUCUGCGAGCCAGGAUAUCCUCAAUAUGGCUGGGUCUCAAUAGCCGAGAUAGUAAAUAUAUCUUUUCUUGGAGUGACGGCUCGGGUUUUUCUACUGCGCACUGGUCUUCGGGCUAUCCUAUCACCUAUCGCGAUAGCUACUUUGCGAACACUUGUGUUGCCAUGCGAACAUAUUAUAACACAUGGUUAAACACUGAGUGUGCCAGCAGUAAGCCUUACAUGUGCAAAAGGAAAUUGAAAUCUUCCAAAUCGCCGAAAGACAAGUAUACAGGAAAUUGGAUCAGUACUACUGAUCAUUACUGGCCCCUAAAUGAUGUUGCCAAUAAUACUAUAGCUGGUACGAGAACGGGCAUUACAAAUGGAACUAUAACCGUGGUCGAUGCCACUUUGUAUCCGGCUGUCAAGCGUCAAGCAUUAUUAUUUGACGGACAGACGUCUCAUGCUAUGAUCAAAGGCUUCACUCAGACCUGCGUUAGUAACCCUGCCCGGUGUACAAACGGGGUAACAUUCUUGAUGAUGCUGUAUCUUGACCGUAGUUUGUCCUCCACUUCUGGAAAGAAGUAUCUCCUUGAUAUAAUGGGGCCUGGCCAAAACGAUGCUGCUGGUACGUAUGUGUAUGUUGAUAAUGGGCAGCUUGGCGUUUUCACGAGGAGUGCUUAUCACACUUGGCAUUCAAUAAUCAGUCCAACUCUUGGAAAGUGGUUUCAUUUUGCUUUUGUUUGGAACGAGGAGUCUGGUCUGUCGCUUUACCUCAACGGCAAAAAAAUGGUAACUGAUAAUGGAGGCACAACGAUAAGCAGUGUAAAUGUAGACCGAGUUUCUGACUUGUAUAUUGGAAAGGCAACGGGUCUGUCAACACCAGGCUUUGCGAAAUUCAAAAUUAUGUCGUUAGCAAUUCGAGAAGUAUCACUCUCACCAGAUCAAAUCAACAGCAUCUACACUGCAGAAAUGGGAGUAUGCUCAAUUGGCUGGAUGCCAUUCGGUGAAAAUUGCUAUCAGUUUAAUACGAACAAAACCAUAUACACUCUGGCAAAACAGGAUUGUGAACAGAAAGAGGGAAAAUUAGCAACAGUCUUGACUAGCGUGCAGCAAGCUUUCCUUUCCUUGUCAAUUGGUCCAUUUGGUACCAACAUAGAUUCUUACAUCGGCUUGAACUCAAGAACAAGACGGCGUUUCUUUGAAUGGGGUGAUACCAGCCCUGUCUUGUUCUCUUAUUGGUCCCAGAAUCGCCCAAGCAGCUACACUUGGAGACGAUAUGACACCGUUGUGAUGAAAACUGAUAGCUACGGAACAUGGAUGGACUUGAGCUACUACUACCCAAAAGCUUAUGUAUGUCAACGUAAGAAAGGUUUUCCCAAUGGAACGCAAACAGACCUUGGAGUAAUGACGAAGGUUACCAGUCAAUAUUCUACAUCAAAUUAUGGUUGUCCUUUCGGCACAAAGUUGAACAUAUUGACUGCUCAGUUUGGAAAGCCCCCAGCUUGCCUCUACCAAGAUGUAUUAGCAAAAGUGAAAAGCAUGUGCGCUGGAAAGCGAAGAUAUUGCUCGCUCUACGUCACAACAUCAAAUUUCAAUGAUACUUGCAGUGGAACGCGAAAGGAGCUUAAGACAACGUAUACCUGUACCAACGAUACCGAGCUUAACGGAUCAGAUGGGUGCGAUCGUUACUGGUCGUCUCAUCUAGGAAGCAACUACUGCUACAAGUUGAGCCAGCAGAAAAUGAUGUUUGCUGAUGCAGGGGCCUAUUGCAGAUCAAGGGGAGCAGAACUUGUGUCAAUCCAUUCAAAAACCGACGACUUGUUUUUGACAUCAUUGCUAAUUGAUUCAUUUGAACUGGGAAAUUUCUGGACGGGACUAAACGAUAUGAAAUUGCGAGGAAACUACGAGUGGACAGAUGGGUCACCUGUGAUAUAUACAAAUUGGUACAAUGGACAGCCGGAUGAUUCAACAAGGCGUGGAAGUUGUGUAAAAGCAACUCUCAACCAGGGCUAUCGAGGCUUUAUCACGUGGUCUGAUGAUAGCUGCGCAUCGUUGAAUCAGUUCGUUUGUAAAAAGCUGAAAGCGUCUGCAACUACACCGAAACCCGUCGUAACGCAAGUAAGCAACAGUUCUUGUCUUCCUGGUUGGUUCAAGUACAAGGGCAAUUGUUAUCAGUUCUCGAAGACAAACGCUACAUGGAGUCAGGCUAUUAGUAUCUGCAUGUUGCAGAAGGCAUCUCUUGCUACAAAAUCUAUUGAAGAGAACGAGGCUGUCUUCAAUUUCCUGGUGAAUUCUACCUUGGAUUCUGCCUGGAUUGGGUUACAGGAUAUGGGUGUUUUCAAAGGUCAGCAGUGGGCGGAUGGAUCGCCAGUAAAAUUCGUGCGUUGGGACUCUGGCCAGCCUGAUAGCAACAUGGGUCAACAGGCGUGCACUGUAAUGGCCAGUAAUGGUUUUUGGAGGGAUAAUAGCUGUAAUACAAAGCACCAUUACAUCUGCAAAGCUAGCGUCGGUAAAGCAACUAUCGUACCAACGACAGAACCACUAACACUACCAGUAACGCCAACAUCUAAUCUGAAUUACUGUCCCGCUGGAUGGGUAUGGUCGUCGAGUACAGGCAAUUGCUAUUAUUUCAGUAACAGAACUCAUUUCGCCACUUGGACGAUGGCCAGAUCAUUUUGUCGAGCACAGGGUGGUGAUUUAACUAGUAUUGAAUCAAGUACAGAACAGUCGUAUUUGGGACCGUUUUUACUGACUUUUACUCAAAGGCAAGCCUGGAUAGGUCUCAGUGAUAUGGGAGUUGAAUCCGGUUGGGAAUGGUCGGACGGAAAGCCAGCUAACUACUUUAACUGGGUACCAGGUCAGCCCGAUGACGCGCAUCAAAUGGAAGACUGCGUGCACUUAAAAUACGGUGGUCAAUGGAAUGAUGCUAAUUGUGGCAGCGAGAUGUCUUUCAUUUGUAAAAGACCUAACAAUACAGCUACACGCCCACCUACCGUUGCACCGACAGCAGGCCCGAUAAAAGGAUAUUGUGAGGCGGGAUGGUUGCAUUACAGUAGUAAAUGUUACAAAAUCUUUGAUGAGGACAAAUUGUCUUGGAAAGCUGCAAGGAAUGCCUGCUUAGCAGAGAAGACUAACGGAAGGAACGCCGACCUUGUUUCUAUUCAUUCAUCCUACGAAAAUGCCUUUCUAUUCAGCAAUAUGAAAGGAAUGUAUGCAAAGAUGUUCAUUGGGUUUAAUGAUAUUCAAACUGAAGGUAAAUUCCGUUGGUCAGAUCAAAGUAAUCCUGAUUACACUAAGUGGUAUUCAAGACAGCCUGACAAUUACUGGGGUGCUGAAGACUGCACAGAAAUCUGGCCGUUCUCUGUGCACAAAGGAAAAUGGAAUGAUGUUCCAUGCACCGGUGAACAGGGGUAUAUAUGCCAAAAAGAGAUGUCUAGUGUUCCGUUACCUACUUCAACCCCUGCCAAAAAUUCCUGUCCAGAAGGGUAUUUAAUGUACGCUGGCAACUGUUAUAGUUUCAAGAAGCAAUUGGUGACGUGGGAUGAAGCUGCUGCCGCUUGUCGCAAAGAAGAUGCCAGCUCAGAUCUUGUUAGUAUUCACAAUACGUUCGAGGCAGCGUAUGUAUUUAGUCAUAUGGCUGAGUAUGCAAAUCGUCUCUGGAUUGGCUUGCAUCGUCCACAAAACGAAACCUCAUUCAGAUGGUCAGACAAUCAGCCCCUGGACUACACAGAAUGGUCAUCGUAUCCAGCUAGGCGUAUGCUUCAUUUGCGAUCAUGCGUUCACUCUCUCUACAAUCGAAAUAAUGAUGGGUUUUGGGUUGAUAGCAACUGUACGGCAAAGUUCCCAUUUGUGUGUAAAAUAACCAAAGCUGAUCAAGAGAUCAUUCCUGAACAUCCAGGAACCUGUCCUAAAAACUGGGUGAAGUAUGAUAAGUACUGUUACUUAGUAAGCAACAACUACUAUGGCACAAGGCAAUGGUCCGAAGCACGCCAGCAGUGCUUGGACCAAGGUGCUGAUUUAGCCAGUAUUCAUAGCCCUGGUGAACAAAAUUUCCUGUACGAGGUUGCUAGCAAAGGAAGAAAAAGCUGCUGGAUUGGUCUCAAUGACAGGCAGAGAGAAAAGCACAUGGUAUGGAGCGAUGGGACUCCUCUUGAUUUUGACAACUGGGGUACGAGAGAACCAAACGACAACGCCGGGACUGAAAACUGUAUCGAAAUGGUUUAUCUCAGUGGCAGAUGGAAUGACCAGAGAUGCUCAUCGUAUCAUGGCUAUAUUUGCAAAAAGGAGUUAGGCUGUGAUACCGCGCUUGGCAUGGAAAGUAAAAACAUUACAGAUAGCCAGAUUAUUGCUUCAAGUGUGCUAGCAAACAAUUUUGCACAGAAUGCACGAUGGAACGCAAGGACGGGAUGGUGUGCUGGUAUUACCAAUCGAAAUCAAUACAUCCAGGUUGAUUUAGGCCAAAAGAAGCGUGUAACAAGAAUUGGUACGCAAGGAUAUUCCCGAAACUACGUGCUUUCGUUCCAACUGAUGUAUUCCGAUGAUGGAGUAACUUGGCAAACAUACAAAGUAGAAGGCCGCGAUGCAAUCCUUCCCGCUAACCGAGCCUCGUAUUCGUCGGAGGGUGCGACGCUUCAACCUCCUGUUGAUGCAAGAUUCCUGAAAAUUAAUCCACUAACGUGGAAGUACGCCAUUUGCAUGCGGCUGGAGUUUUUCGGAUGCAGUUUUGUUUGCUUGCAACCUCUUGGUGUAGAGUCAGGAACCAUUCGAAACGUGGAAAUGAAAGCUUCAUCCAGUGCUCUAGCCCAUGAAGCUUACGACGCAAGAUUGAGAAAGCCAAAUGGCCAAGGAUGGUGUGCUAAAUCACAGGAUGCAGACCAGUGGCUGCAGAUUCACCUCUCAUCUGCUCCAAUGACCGUUACCAAAGUGGCCACUCAAGGAGUCACGAUUGGCAAACAACAGUGUACUGUGACGUCAUACAAGCUUUUGUAUAGUGAUGAUGGAAUAACAUGGACACCAUACAAAACUUUAAAGGGGGAAAUCAGGAUAUUUAGCGGGAAUUCCUAUGCAGAAUCAGCUGCCUAUCAUUCCUUGACCCAACCAUUCACAGCCCAGUACGUGAGAUUCCAACCGUUGUCUUGGAAAAAUCAGAUUUGUUUGCGAGUGGAAGUGUUUGGAUGUCCAUAUGAGUGCGAUAAAGCUCUCGGCAUUGCAUCUGGUGUGGUACCAGAUAAGGCACUCACUGCAUCAUCGUACAUGGAGAAGCACGCCGCAUCCUUCGGAAGACUCAACAACGGGUCGUUUAACGUUGGCUCAUGGUGUGCGAACGAUAACAACCAGCACCAAUUCCUUGAGUUCGACCUUGGAGCUGAAAGCCGAGUCACCUCCAUAGCAACACAAGGUUUUGAAGCUGAUGUUUCAAAGUAUGUGACGGACUUUUGGGUGCAGUUCAGUUUAGAUGGAAAAUUUUGGAACCUGUAUCAAGUUAGUGGUGUUAUUCAGACACUUAAAGGAAACAGUGAUGGCAGAAGCGUCAGCAAAGUCAAGUUGCCAUCUUCAAUUCGUGCACGGUACAUCAGGCUAAACCCUCGCCAUUGGAAGCAAGGAAUAUGCAUGAGGGUGGAACUAUAUGGUUGUGCGCUAAAACCAAUAGUGUACCCAACUGAUGCACCAGAACCAAAGAAAACCGUCGUUAAGGGAAAAAUAAGACUCACGGAGGAGAAAUACAAAGAGGAGUACAAAAUUAAAAGCAGCCCUGCUUACAAAGCUCUGGCAGAUAGAGUUGAAACUGCGAUAAUGCAGUUGUAUCAAAGCGAUUAUUCGUUCAAAGAUGGGUUUUUCGGAGUGCAAGUAACAAGUCUCGAGCCUGGCAGCGUCGUUGCUGUAUUCUUAAUCAUAUUCAAAACCAACAAUAAAAAUGCUACUUGGCCAUUGAAAAAUGCCGUUGCUAAAGGAAAAAUUGGAGAUUUUGUUGUGGAUAAAAACUCUUUAGAUCUAAAAGAAGUUGACGAAGGAUCGAAAGGAAAGGCGACAAGCAUUGUUAAAAAAGAAGGACUGACAACUGGUGGAAAAGCUGCCUUAAUUGUGAUAUUCCUCCUGAUGAUUAUUGCGAUCGUUGUUGGUGGAUUAAUAUACUACUUCAGAAAGAAGAAAGGAGGAAAGCAAUUUAAUCCACAAAGAUUUGAUAAUUUUGAAAACCCUUCAUAUUCUGCUGCUGCUGAGCGAAUAGGAAAUCUACCAGCUGAGAAUUAGCCUUGUCAAUGCGAUUUAUUUAUAAAUGAUUAGAGCUUCAUUGUCACUAGUUCCCUCUAUUUUUGAAACAUCAAAUUUUUAAUAUUGUAAGGAUAAAUAAUUUUUAUUACGGUUGGAAUUUAGACAGCUCUUAUCAGUGAGUUUUAUUUUUCAGAUUAAUUUAUAGAUCUUUUUACAUUGAAAACUUCGAAAGUGGCCUUAAUCCAUUUUAUGAUUUUCCCCUUAAUUUGGAUAGCUAGUUUGUUCAGUUUUCCCCUGUUUUCGUUAAGUUGAUUUAUUGAAGUUAAUUUUAUUUUUCAGGCUAUUUUUGUAGGAUACUUUGUUUAUUCUUGUUAAUUAUAUUGGCGUCCGGUAUUAAGUAUGCACUUCUCUUAAGCACUCUUCUCAAGCACCCUUCUUAAGCACCCUUCUCAAGCAGUCUCCUAAAGAGGAGAGGGUCUGCUCAAGGGACUCGUGUGCAAGAAAUUUUCAUAUCAUCGAUUUGGAUGAUAAAGCCCCUCAAUCUAUAUGUUUGCGAAAAAAUUGAUCGAGGUUAGAAAAUAUGUUUUAUUUUCCAAAAAAUUACAUAAGGUAAUUAUUAUUUUUGGUAGCUAAAAACUCGGUAUCGUUUCAUUACAUUUUUCGCGGUAGCUAAAAAAGUCAAUAUAGCUGCUUUAUGUCUCGGAAUGCAACUAGUAGUUGUGGUAUUGAGGUCAUUGUGUGUCAACUGAUUUUCAGUCUAUGUAGUCGCAUGGCAAGUAGGCUAGUUGAGUUUUGAUCGUGGAAUGACCGCUGUUGUGUAGGAAAUCGUCGUCUCUUUUUCUCGUAUGUCUUUUCAGCAAAAGUAUCAGCAAAGGGUAAGGGAAAAUUUUCCCGAAACUUUACAGGGUCCGCGCCAAGCUUUUUAAGCAAGGCUUUUGCUUACAGUAUAAAAACCCAACUUCAAAUCCAUGGGCGAAUUCUAGUUAAGCCUUCUUUUAAAAUUGCUGGGCGAGGAAAUUUGUUUGACGUCAAAAGGCAAUUUAUUGCAGGUCUUUGAACCACGUUUAUGCUCUAUGCGUCCAGCCUGCUAUUGAUUCUCUCUCUCUCUUCUCCUUUUCGAAUUCCACUUAACUGCAUCCCCCUUCUUCUAAGGUUAGGUAAUUGAAUGAAGCAGACUCUCUAGUAAUAAGCAAUAACGAGUAUUGAAUUUUGGGUUUGAAAUAAUUAUAUGCCUUGCCAUGCAUUUGAUAGCUUAUAUUAGUGGUGCUGCAUCAUUUCUUUAAUACAACAUCAUUUUGUUUUGUUUCUACCGUAGUAGAUUUUGUAGUUAUUAUUGCAAAGAAUUAGAAUUAUGAUUUUAAAGUUAAUAUGAAACUGUAUGUACAGUUGAUAGCGAAAGAAA